Molecule: messenger RNA, 3982 nt
Organism: Pungitius pungitius (ninespine stickleback)
Lineage: Eukaryota; Metazoa; Chordata; Actinopteri; Perciformes; Gasterosteidae
Product: transcription initiation factor TFIID subunit 4-like
Exons: 15
Coding region: 486-2930 (814 amino acids)
Biological process (GO): DNA-templated transcription; transcription initiation at RNA polymerase II promoter
Cellular component (GO): transcription factor TFIID complex
Molecular function (GO): RNA polymerase II general transcription initiation factor activity; DNA binding; protein heterodimerization activity
Source: RefSeq, a predicted model, not a curated record
GCGGUAAGUCCCUUACUUCUCACAAGCUCGCAGGAGAGUAAAGAUGGCGAUAGACUCCGGUCCGCUGGAUGAGCCUUUUUUACACACAGAGGUGAAUAAAGCGGCGGUUUGUCAUCCCGUACAGUCGGUGGAGUUACACCCGUCGAUCUUGUGCCACAACAACCACUGGUGUAGGCACGAGGCAGCCGGUAAUUACACGGAUAUAGUUCCCCGGACAAGGGGGUAGCGCGAGCUAAUGUCCAGCUGGGACUCGGUCAGGACGAUUGGGGAAGCAGGUACGCCGUGACUUACUAACGUCGUUUUCCUCUCUGUCCCUCCGAGUGUACACGGAAAGCAAGCGCGUGAGCUUACUGAGGAAAAACAGCGUGUUGCCACAUCUCAAACUCUUAAGAUUGUAAAAGGUGUUCCCUUCUGAAGAAGUUGCAGUGCUGCGGGAGGGGAGGGGGGGGGGGUCUCGUCACAACCACGUCCCCCAUGGUUCAACCAUGGAUGCAACCAUGGAUGCAUCGACGGAAUCCACCGCGGCGCGCGACCCCGACAAAACACCUGUUGUCAGUGGCGCUGUGACGCCUCUCCCUGACACACAGGGGAAAGUGUCGUUUCACGUAACGCAGACUUACAACGGGAGCCAAAUUAUGAACUCUCACGGUUCAGGAAGUGGCGGCUCUCUCGCGGGGGCAAGUGGCACCGGUGCGGUGACGUCUGUCGGCGGCGGGCCGGUGAUGUCCGAAGGGCUGGCCGGUGCAGCGGCGCAUCCCUCGCCGUGCAGCGUCAUUCAGACACCAAGCGUUUCCUCCGUGGGGGCUCAGUCCGCGAUCCGAGCGACGGGACCCCCCGCGGCGCUCGUCAGGCCGCCUGCGCAGCCCGCGGGUUUCGGAGCACCCUUCCUCGGGAACAAUAAUGGGGUCAACGCCACAGGUCCCCCGCUCGUAAACAACCCCGCGUCACCCGGGCCGGUGUCCGUGAGCGCGGGGUCGCACAUAAUUAAAGCAGAGCCCCCCGCAACCGUGAUGCCGGCCGUCGCUCUUGGGGCCGCGGGCGCUGUCCGGAUGCCGUCGACAGUGGCCAGCAGUCCCGGCGGGACCCGGGGUCCGAUGCCUCAGAUGUUGGCCCCGAGGCUACCCCAGACCAACCCGGGACAGCCCAGUAUAGGCCUGCAUAACAUCCAGCUCCCCCCAGGGAUGGUGCUUGUCCGCAGCGAGAGCGGACAGCUGCUGAUGAUUCCUCAGCAGGCGCUGGCCCAGAUGCAGGCGCAGGCACAGGGAGGCAUGGCACCUCGGGCCGCUACGCCAACAAGCGCGCCUCCCGGUCAGGCUCCUGGAAACAUCAGCAGACAAGUCGGCCCUGGCCCAAUCCGCCAGAGCUGCGCCGCCCCAACGCCACUCACUGCGACCACGACUCUUCACAGACCGCCCAUCCUUCAGAGCCCAGUUGGGGCUGCAGUACCAGGGAUCACCCCCAGGGCCGUCAGCCAAACCGCUGGGACCACAGUGGCCUCAAUUACCAUGAGCAAAGAGACCAUCGAGAACGUGAAGAAAUGUAGGAACUUCCUGUCUACAUUGAUCAAGCUGGCCUCCACUGGGAAGCAAUCUACAGAAACUGCAGCCAGUGUGAGAGAGCUGGUGAAGGAACUGCUGGAGGGCAGACUGGAGGCGGAGGAAUUCACCAGCAGAUUGUACAAAGAGCUCAACUCCUCACCCCAACCUUACCUCGUGCCUUUCCUCAAGAGAAGCCUCCCGGCUCUGAGGCAGCUCACCCCAGACUCGGCCGCCUUCAUCCAGCAGAGUCAGCUUCCGCAGACACCCUCGGGUCCCGUCCCUUCCACCUCGCCCAUCCCCACCACUGUGGUCCUGGGCGGCCCAGCGCCUCGCCUCACUGCUCCGGUCAGCCGGCCUCAUCUCCAGCCAGGCACAAGCAAACCAGUGGUUAUCCAGACCCAACAGCCGAGACCAAUGUUGAAACCUCAGGUAGCCUUACCCACAACCCCCAUGGGGACUCUCAGGAAUCAGGCCCCUGGCCGCAUCAUGCUGGGACAGCAACAGGUCCACCUGAAAGAGCUGCAGCCAGCUCCAUUGAGGCCAGAGUUGUCUCCCCUUUCUAAACAAGUCUCCGCUGCUUCCUUGAGCCUGGCUCAAAAGAACACGCUGAAACAGGCGGGUGCCACUUUCAAAGAUGAGGACGACAUCAACGACGUGGCCUCCAUGGCUGGAGUGAACCUAUCAGAGGAAAACGCCAAUAUCCUUGCAACCAAUUCUCGACUAGUGGGAGCGGUGACACAUUCCUGCAAGGACGAGGCUUUCCUCUCCUUUGCCAUUCUACAGAAGACAAUGCAGGCGAUAGGUAGGAGGCACGGUGUGACAGAACUGGGUGCAGAGGUGGUGAACUUUGUCUCCCACGCUACUCAGCAGCGGCUCUUGGACUUGUUGGCAAAAGUUUCCCAAGUGGCUCUACAGAAAAACCUCAACUGCAAGGAGGAUGGCAAGUAUGAGCAGAGCAGCAAUGUUCGCGCUCAACUCAAGUUCUUCGAGCAGUUGGACCAGCUGGAGAAACAACGGAAGGAGGAACAGGAGAGAGAGAUCCUCCUAAAGGCAGCAAAGUCUCGAGCUCGUCAGGAGGACCCAGAGCAGCUGCUUCUCAAACAGAAGGCAAAAGAGAUGCAGCAGCAGGAGCUGGCUCAGAUGAGGCAGAGGGAGGCCAACCUGACCGCUUUAGCAGCCAUUGGUCCCAGGAAGAAGAGGAAGAUUCAGGACUCCCCAUCCUCUGCUGCCGAGGCAUCGGGUCCCUCUGUGUCUGGCGGGGCCGGCUCGUCGGGCUCCAGACCCACACGGCAGCGCAUCACUCGCGUCAAUCUCAGGGACCUGCUCUUUUGUUUGGAAAACGAGAGAUCCACCAGUCACUCCCACUUCCUCUACAAGGGCUUCCUCAAAUAGGCUCCACAUUAGAGAGACGUGUGCGUGUGUCCUGCACAAUGAGGGGCUCCUCCCAGUGACGAGGAGGAGAACUUUUUUUCUCUGCUGGCUUUGAGGCUUUUCAGAUGCAGCUGAAGUAGAGUAGUAACUCCGUUGGACGGCCUCUCUACCUCCCCUUCGUGAUGCCUAUUUAGCUUCAGAGCACUCAUGGACUGACGCUAUCGUUUUCCCCUUUGCAACCUUUCAAAAAGCGCAGUAAAGGAUUAUGUACGUUACGAGCAAAAGACUUCUUGUACUUCAUGCACUGUCACACAGGACAGUAUAUUUUAGAUUUGUAUGUGCAUUGGACUUAAAUGCAAUGGAAAUCAGAUUUUCAAUCAAAUUGUUUUAAUCGACUAAUCUUAAUCGAAUGAUUUUAUUUUGGAUUUGUUUACUGCAUUCAUUUAAGGUCCUACCUGUGUAACCUACUGAGUUGCCUUCCUAACUAUGAAUAAGCCAUAUAGCCACCCUGAAGCAAUUAACCCUGCUGGAACUCAUGAAGCAGCAGUUCGCUCUGUAUCUGUCAUCUCCAUCACUACACCUGUUCAAUAUAUUUAUUUACUAAACUCCAUCUUAAAUGAAGGUUGGCUUAUUGGGUGUGUUUUCUGUAGAUUAAAUUCUCAAAAUGCCUUUACCUGCAUAUGAUAUGUUUAAAAUCAGUGUUGUUAGGUGUGUAGAUUUCAUUGUUUGUUUGUUUUUUGAUGAAAUUGUUCUUUUAAAGAAAAGAAAAAAAAGUUUGCCAUGUAUUGACUUCCAAAACUGUAGGUUUUAACCCGUGUUGCUAUAGCAAAAAUGCAUCUAGCUGUAAGUGAUUUCUAUUUUUGUAGCCGCCCACCAACACACAUUUUGACCUUUUCAAUAGUGAACGACUUUGUCCUCUGACUUGAAGGACACAAACCUAAUCUUCUUGUAUAUUUAUAAAUGUUAAACCUUGAGUUUACACAUGGUUUUGUAGAGAAUUGAGAAAUGAUCCACGCCGCAUAAAGAAAAAAAUAAUUUCUCUAUUAUAGUUUGAAUAAAUAAUUUUACAAUAA